Molecule: messenger RNA, 2031 nt
Organism: Megalobrama amblycephala (Wuchang bream)
Lineage: Eukaryota; Metazoa; Chordata; Actinopteri; Cypriniformes; Xenocyprididae
Product: H-2 class I histocompatibility antigen, Q10 alpha chain-like
Exons: 4
Coding region: 59-856 (265 amino acids)
Biological process (GO): immune response
Cellular component (GO): external side of plasma membrane
Source: RefSeq, a predicted model, not a curated record
UGCUUCCUGCUUAAAAACACAUCUAAACAGGCUUUUGGUCAUAGGCCCGCGUGUCAUUAUGAAGAUCUUCACUCUGCUUUGUGUUUUUCUUCUUUAUGGGACUUUGCCUUCAAUUCAAGCAGAGAAGCACUCGCUGUAUUACAUUUACACGGCCUUGUCUAAACCUGUGGAUCUGGCGGGCAUCUAUGAAUUCACUGCUAUGGGUCUGCUGGACGACACACAGAUCGACUAUUACAAUAGAGAACUAAAGAGAAAAAUUCCCAAACAACAGUGGAUGAAAGAGAAACUGCAGGAGGAUUACUGGGAAAAAGGCACUCAGUCGAGAAAGAGUAAAGAACAGUGGUUUAAUGUGAACGUCCACAUUCUGAUGAGCCGCAUGAGACACAAUGAAUCAGACCUUCAUGUUCUUCAGUGGAGACACGGUUGUGAAGUUGAGCAGGAGGGAAGUGAAUUUAAGUUUUCCAGAGGCAUUGAUGAGUACGGCUAUGAUGGAGAAAACUUCUUGUCUUUUGAUGAUAAAGAGUCUCAGUGGGUCACCUUUAUUGAUGAAGCUCAACCAACCAAGAGAAAAUGGGACAAUAUCCCGAUCCUAAACCAAUACAUCAAAGCAUACCUGGAGAAAGAGUGUGUGGACUGGCUCAACAAAUUCAGAGAAUAUGGAGACGAGAAGCUCAGAAACGGCUCUCCUCCAAAUGUUUAUGUGUUUGAACAGAAGAAUACCAAUGAUGAAACCAAGCUGAAACUCACCUGUCUGGCCACUGGCUUCUACCCCAAAGACGUGAUCUUGACCAUCAUAAUUUGUGUUCCGACAAUCAACGAAGAUCUUACGGGUGUGAAACGACAUGAGGGUGAGUAAUAAAUUACAUUAUUUUCAUUUUUGGGUGAACUAAGCCUUUAACACUCAUUGCAAAAGCUAUUUUUUUAUUUUACAACUUGUGGCCGCAUACCUUGGGUAUGAAUUAUUUUCUAAGAAUUUAACAGCCUGUCGUCCAAUAAUAAAUAAAAAUAAAUCCACACUGAAGGUGAAAUAAAUAAGUAUAUUGGAUAAAGCCUAUUUACGCUCCAACAGUUGGAAAGACAUCUUGGUAAGAAGCACACUAGGUGAAAUGUGUAACGUCAGAAGAGAACUUAAAUGUCGGAACUACUUUCACUUUCACUUUUGAAUCAUGUGCCGCUGUUUGUCUCCUGAGGGAGGCGCUGUGACUCCAUCAGAAACACCAGCGAAACAGCGACGUGCCGUGCUAGAUCAGCGGUUUUUAAAUUUAUUAGCUUGUUACGUGUUACGUUGAGUGUUUUAAUGUCACUUUAUUGUCAAAUCCCUGUGUGUCCUGUGUUGUGCUCUGUUUCUCUCCCUCACUCUCUUACUCAGGUUAAUUACCACCAGCUGCAACUCGUUGUGAGCAUGCCUGAGUCUGAGCAGAGCAGUAUAUAUGGUGCAUUCAGAAGAUCCUGUGCUGAGGAACACUUCUCCCCAGCCUUAGAGUGGAAAUUGAAUUGUCUGCCUGUGUAUGCUGUGUGAGAACAAGUGCUUACAGUUUUGAGUUAGGUGUGGGCCUAUACUUCUGCUGUGUGUAAGCAACAUUCUUUAGCUUGCUUACGGGUCUAUCCAUGUGUGGGUAACUAGAAGGUAUUGUAUCAUUUAACUCUUAAUUAGUAUUCGGUUACCUGGGAAUUGUAGAGAGAGAGUGCCUUUUUAUUUUUAUGUACAAUUGUUUUCUCCUGUUUAUUGAUCAGAGAGGGAGUUCAGGGAAGUUUGUGUUGUUGUUUUUCAUCUUUGAUUUUGAGCAGGGUAAAACCUUAGUUAGCUCCUGUUUUGUUUAUUAUUUUAGGCCAUACUCUCUCCUGAAGAUUUAUUCCCUCACGUUCUCUUGUUAAGCUCUCUUUUUGGUAUAAGGAAAUUGUCAGGUGACCCUAGAUGACCCAGAGGCCAAAGUAGUUCACAAAGUUUAUUGUUGUCCCAAUUAGUAAACAAAAACAGACUGCCAGGCGCAAAACAGCAAAAGCGCUGCAGCUGGAGAUCCAUAGAGGGUA